AUGUUCCUGAAUCUCCCACCGGAAGUUGCGUUGGAGGUUUUCCAAAAGCUUCUGCCGCCAGAGGCCCAGCAGAUGCUAGAAACACUUGAGCAAUUUAGUCCAGACUCAAAUGCAGCACGAUAUAGCAACUUGCUUUAUAGUCGGCUCCAUUCGGGCCACGUGGUUAUUUCCGUAUCCGAAGUGACACCUCCACUUUAUGAUGUACGCUUGACACCAGAACAAUUUGCCCAAAGUGUCAAGGACCCCCGUUUCUUGGCCCAAUGUCCACGUAUGCUCGAUAUUAUCUUUGUACGGAAUCUACGUGACUACGUGAAGUUUCAAGACAGCCUCUCUUUGUUGCGGGAAAUCUUGGCCCAAACCACGGUACGCGAGUUUCUAGGACGCAUCCCUCGUAUAUCAUUCCAGUUGAAUGGACGAAGUACCACCAUUUAUGCUCCAACGCUGUUGCUGGCCCUGGUGCUAAGCACAAUACUCAUGCUAAUCAACGUACCCAAUGUGGAGACCCUCAAAGUCAACUCUACAGAUAUUGGCUUGUAUUUUCCAGAUAGAUGGGGCGCUGUUUUCACACAAUUUCUGCUGUUGAAAGUAUUAGCAUUGCUGGACAAUCUUCUUCAACUGCCGCCUCUUUUAGAUCGUCGUUUCUUGUGGCCACCUAAUCUCCGCGUGCUUUCACUAAACAAAAACAUGCUUUCUUCUUUCACGCUAGAUCUUGCUGCUCAACUUCCCAAUUCUUUGGUGGAGUUAGACUUGUCAGGCAACGAACUCACAAGUAUGGGAGAAGCACCCCAAGAAUCUUUCUCGUUGGCAGAACAACUUCCGAACUUGCGCAAACUCAACUUGUCUUUUAACCCAUAUUUAGUGCGUCUUAAUCACCGAUUACUAGAGGGGGCUGGCCAGAUGGAAAACCCACUUGAAAUCCUACUAGAAGGAUGCAAUAUUACAGACAGACAGGGGCUAAAGAACGUUGCAAUAGGAGAGCAAGUGCGUCUAUACUGGUGA
Clavispora lusitaniae ATCC 42720 is the source of this 999-nucleotide messenger RNA. RefSeq lists its product as uncharacterized. The record is from RefSeq and is a predicted model, not a curated record. Lineage: Eukaryota; Fungi; Ascomycota; Pichiomycetes; Serinales; Metschnikowiaceae.